Molecule: messenger RNA, 1313 nt
Organism: Bactrocera oleae (olive fruit fly)
Lineage: Eukaryota; Metazoa; Arthropoda; Insecta; Diptera; Tephritidae
Product: ester hydrolase C11orf54
Cellular component (GO): nucleus
Molecular function (GO): zinc ion binding; hydrolase activity, acting on ester bonds
Source: RefSeq, a predicted model, not a curated record
AAUUAUUUAAAAGUACUUAAACAACUAUACGAGCUGAGCGAUGCUUUCUAAUGAAUAACACUCCGCUAUUAUAAUUAGUCGCUAUUCAAUCUUCCAUUGUACAACAAUCGCUGGAAGUAAGCGCUGUUGAAUUUGCUUAACACUAUCGGUUCAGAGUUUUAAAAUAUUUAUUAUUUACGAUGGCAGAAGUAUUGGCCACUGAGGAACUCCUGUACGAGGAAAAACCGCUUUAUGUGCCACCAUUGCAGGAAUUAAAGAACAUUAUCCAAAGUGCUUUAGCUAAAAACUUCCAGAAUGUGAGCGUUGAAGUGGGUGAUUGCCCCGAUUUAACAGAUCCAUUUUAUGGUUUGCUGAGCUCAGGCUUAGGUGGCUCACCCGUGCUGCUCGAAGUUGGCGGUCCACCAUUCUUGCUGCCGCUGGUCCAGCGCUCCAAGGUGUACAAUGUGAAGGAAAUCGUGCAAAAAGCACUGCCGGGCAAGGGCAAACUAUUGGCCAUCGGUGCUGGUGCUGGACCCUUCCCUUUGCGUAAUUCCAAUUGCGAAGGCAUUUUCAAUAUGGCCAUCGAUGAGAAGGGCACCCUCAAAAACGGCAGCUACACAGCUAAAGUGCACGGUGCCGAAGAGUUAUGUGUGCUUGAACGCAUUCCCGAUUCAGAUCCACGUUGUGCUUUGCUAUUGAAUUUAUACAUUAGUCGUGGCGCCCCCGGUCCGGUGGUGAAAGUCAAGUGCAGUAAACGUACGGGUGAGCUGAAUUUUGUCGAAUGCAUGCGCAAGGGCUUGGCGAGCCACUACAAGGAGAAGUGUGUUGGUAUGGGUGGUAUUUUCGUGUUGAAGAAGGGUGCAGCGCAUCAGCACGUUAUGCGUGACUUCAGCAAGACGCCAUUACACACCGAAGAGGAGUUGAACGAUUGGUUGAAGUUCUAUAAUAUGCCAGCGCAGCUGAAUGCUGUGGGCACACUGCUUACGCACGAACAUGAUUUAGAUUUGCGUCUGCAGCACUUCCACUCCUUCUCCAAGUCCAACUGGGGCGGUCAUUAUCAUUAUGACACUACGCCGGAUGUAGCCGAAUACGAGGCUUAUCUGAAUGUGGCCGAACGUGUGGUGCGUGUGGAUCGUCCAUUGGAAACUCACAAAGUGGGACGUGAUUAGUGGCUUGAAAUACUUCCAUAUAUAGAAUAAGAUAUUUCUCGUGUCUUAAUUUUUUACAGCAAAUGAAAUCUAACAGUUUAUUUUUCUAACUGUUUUGAGCAAUCAAUUUGUACAUAUAAUAUAAACAUAAAUUGCUGUAUAAUAUAAGUUAAAUAAUACCCAGAA